Molecule: messenger RNA, 1187 nt
Organism: Phoenix dactylifera (date palm)
Lineage: Eukaryota; Viridiplantae; Streptophyta; Magnoliopsida; Arecales; Arecaceae
Source: RefSeq, a predicted model, not a curated record
CGUGAAGCUUCCUUGGCGUUGCCAACGCGUUUGGGCCGCGUCCAUCCACUUGUAAAGCUUCUCCAAUUCCAACGUCCCUCCCAAUCCCUUCCAUAUAUCUCCUCGCCUUUCCACCACUUCCUUAUCCUAGCUUUCUCCUUCUUUCUUCUACUUUGUAGUAUAACAUGGAUAAAGACCAAAACCAAAUCCCAGCCAAUUACUCUCUUGUAUGGGAUUGCGCCAGCUCUCUCUACGACUCCUUCGAGCUUAAAUCCUUUAAACGGCAGCUCGACUCCGCCAUCGCCUCAAGGUGCCUCUCCAUGCCGCACUUAUCCGAUGAGCACCCGCCGCCGCCACUGCCGCCUGCCGGCAAGACAAAGAAGCACUCCAAAUUCUCCAGAUCACUUCACAAGCUCCUCCGAUCCGUGUUCCGGUUAAGACCUACAUUCAGGGUGCGGCUCCAAACUUACCAGCAUGAUGAGCAUGGCUGCCAUGGUGUUUAUUGGCGAUCGGGCAGUCUUGCUUCGAUACCGGAGGUCUCUGAGAAGGAUUUCGGGUCGCCGGAGCUCGACUCGGCGGUGAGUAAGACCAUGUCGGAACGGUUGACGAGCACCACUGCUGGCCCACUGAACGUGGUGUCGUGAGGGAAUAUUCCGUUCAUGUGUUGCUCAUCCUCCUCCAGUUUGCGCCCAUAACAUGGAAGUGGGUUGCUUGGACCUUGGAAUUUCGACUUGCAGCUAAUACGUCGCGUAAUAAGUGCCGGAUCCUAUGGGUCGGAAUGGUCUCAACGAUUGGUCAACGAAGACUCGAGUAGCUUGAGCUGGAUCUUUCGUGGGGUUUGAUGUCGGGCUGUAUACUCCCGCCUCUCAUUUUUCCCCCCUUUUUAUAAGCAAGAGAGAGUUUACUGCUAAUUUUUCUUCAGCUCGAAGGCAUGUUUGGUUUUAUCAAGAUAGGUAUACUUUAGAACAUAUAUUAUGACGACGUACCUGUGAUCACAAAACUAUCACAAGCAGUGUAAUGCUUGGAUGUCUGUAUGAAAUAGGUUUUCUUCCUCAAUUCAGUUUCAUCAAAAAUGACAGUCGAAUAAUUUUAGCUCCACAUAUUUAGCUAGAAUAGUGAUUUAAAUAUUUAUUUCUUAUUCAUUUUUUCUGCCCAUUUGACAUAUCUAUUGUUAAUUGAUUGUUUUUGGUGAAUUGCCUUUUCUGAUU